AAGAUUACUUGUGGUCACUUCUCCCAGCUUCAUCGAUUUGGUAAAAACAAGCAUCAAUAACAUUUGAGGCUUUUUAUUAUCGUUCUAUUAGUUGAAUUAGAAACAUAGAAGUUAUAUGCGUAGUUUUAAAUGUUCAUUUUGUCUUUUUUUCCAGUUCUUUAUACGUUAACUUCGGUGAGCACUAAAUUGUAAUUACAUCAACGCCAUAUUACUGGUUAGCAUAGCCUUUAGCAUUGCAACGACGACAUGUUACCGCCUCUUUAAAUUAAGAGGGCUUUGAAAAUUAGAUACUUUUGGGGAAAAAACUGAGAAUGUCAGCGGAAACGACAGACGUCCAAGCUAAGGUGGUUGAACCUCUCCCGGGUACGUCGACGCAAAAAGUACCGCAGGUGGCCUGCGGUGACGAUGACGAGGCGUUGGCGCCACAGUGUGGCCAUCUAUCGCCAAGUUGCUGCAAAUCGAACUCCCCGUCUAUGACGCCUCAUCUCUUCGGACUCCAAGGUUGCAGUCUCGAAUAUGAGUACAGAAAAGCUCAGGUUGGAGUGUUGAGGAGUUUCAUCUCUGCAUGCCAGCCUUAUUUUCACUUCCUGGAAUCCAACGGCAGAAAUGCAUUGUUUUAUGACAAUAAGAACAAGCAUGAACAGCUGUUGGAGUUGUCUCAGGAAAUGUGUGACAAACUGGAAUGUCUAGUGUUGAAAUUUGCCACCCGAGAACUCGUCACUUUGGAUGACAGCGAUCCUGAAAACAGCAUGGCUCACUUCCGCAUUGGUCACUUAAAAGUGAAGCAACUGAAACUGAAAGUGACAUCAUUUCGCUACUGUAAGCCCACGCCUUACCUGGCGAGGGUGAACACAGGCAUAUUCAAGCGCAUGCGCUGGAACGUUGAGCCUUACGACAGUUCAAUAAAUACACCGUCCAAAUACUACUACAUGUGCUGCGAGAAGAUUCCAAACCACGCAGACAGUGACAAAUUACAUACCAAAGAUGUUCAAAUGUGGUCCAUUGGUCAGUGGGUGCAGGUGAAGCCGGAUCCCAACACGGAAAGCAUUUUUGACUGGGUGCUGUGUGACGUUCCAGAGGGCGCCUUUGAGAAGCUGCUGGAUUUGGGCAAAAAAGAGCCAUCCAGCAGCAAAGCCACCGACCACCUGUUGCAGCUGCUGGCGUCCAAAGAGAACAUUUCAUUAGACUUGUCUCAGUUAAGCGAUCCUCUGAAGUAUGAGGAGGAGAUGAUGCUGUAGUAGAUAAGCACACGUUUGGGCCAGAGGCUAGCAUUUUGCACAAAUGGUAUUUCAGGGUUCUUUGAAGGGACGUUGUGUCUCUAUCAUUUUCCUCUCCUUGAGCAUAACUUGCUUUGUUAUGUUGGCCUCCGUUAUGGUCUGUUUGAUAUGUGUGGCAGUUUGUAACAUUUUGUCUUUUAAGUGUAGCUUGAAAAUGUUGACAUUUUGCACUGGUUUCAUUGUUGUGGUUCUUCUACCUCAUUUAAAUUUGUUUUAAUUUCCAUUCAUGUACAUUUUUAUAGGACUUACUGUUUGACAUCGGAGUAUUUCUAAAAACUGGAGUCAUUGGUGUCAUAGACUGUGAUAGAUGUUCAAUCCAAUUGAACUUUAAGGCCAAGCAACACAUGUAUGUUCAAUUGGAUGGACAUGUCCUAGUUGCAAACCAGUUUAAAUUCACCGUGGAAGAAUGAUCAGAGCCACGAUUGGACAUCGAUCAUUGUCAAUGGCACUGAAAGAGUUUAAGUUCAGCUUUUGUAUUU
This is a messenger RNA of Corythoichthys intestinalis (scribbled pipefish), 1756 nucleotides long. Its product is annotated as UPF0575 protein C19orf67 homolog. The record is from RefSeq and is a predicted model, not a curated record. The transcript has 7 exons. The coding region runs from base 312 to 1238 and encodes 308 amino acids. NCBI's taxonomy places the organism in Eukaryota, Metazoa, Chordata, Actinopteri, Syngnathiformes, Syngnathidae.